ACUUCGUCCCUCCCCGUCUCCUCCCCGCGCAGCCGCCACCUCCGCGCUCCUCCUCCUCCCCCCCUCCCCUCGCAAAUAGUCCCGCGGGCCGCCCCCUCCCUCCGCCCGCGCCCCUCCUGCCGCCGCCUCGCGCACACAAUGGCGCUGAAGAGAAUCCACAAGGAGUUGAACGACCUGGCACGUGAUCCUCCAGCACAGUGUUCAGCAGGGCCUGUCGGGGAUGACAUGUUCCAUUGGCAAGCUACAAUAAUGGGACCAAACGACAGUCCCUAUCAAGGUGGAGUAUUUUUCUUGACAAUUCACUUCCCGACAGAUUAUCCCUUCAAACCACCUAAGGUUGCAUUUACAACAAGAAUCUAUCAUCCAAAUAUUAACAGUAAUGGCAGCAUUUGUCUUGAUAUUCUACGAUCACAGUGGUCCCCAGCACUAACUAUUUCAAAAGUACUUUUGUCCAUCUGUUCUCUGUUGUGUGAUCCCAAUCCAGAUGAUCCUUUAGUGCCUGAGAUUGCACGGAUCUACAAAACAGAUAGAGAAAAGUACAACAGAAUAGCUCGGGAAUGGACUCAGAAGUAUGCGAUGUAAUUAAAGAAAUUAUUGGAUAACCUCUACAAAUAAAGAUAGGGGAACUCUGAAAGAGAAAGUCCUUUUGAUUUCCAUUUGACUGCUUUCUAUGAGCCCACGCCUCAUCUUCCCCUGUGCACAUGUUUACCUGAUACAGCAGUGCUGCGUGUUGUACAUACUUGGAACAACAAACUAGAAAUACUGUAUUUCCCCGUACCAACAUUGACUCCUAGCAGAGAAGUGUGUGUGUGAAAAGCUGGUUCUUCAGUCAUAACUUUGUGAGCCUAAAAGCAUUCCUUGCUGAGUUAAAUUGGGAAAUCAAAUGGGAAUGGGGAGAGUUCUGGUGGGUUUCAGAUUUUCUAGGGACAGUGUUGCUGAUCCAUGAAGGAUUUUAAGUGGAAUCCUUUUAAACUCAUAACAGUUAUGAAAAGCAAGGUGAAGAACUUGAAGCUGUUUCUGUAUUCAUUUUAUUCUGAAGGACCUACACCUUAGGUAAAUGUUAUGACCAAUGAGAAACUGUACCCACAUCCUGUGUUUAAGGUCUAAGUUUAACCGGUCACCAUUUAAAUGGAUUGGAGCUAUUAGUGCAUCAAGUGAUGUUGAUUUGUUUCAACUCUCUCCCUCCCUUCAUACUUUUUUUGGUUUGUAUGUGGUUUCUCAGUUAAUACCUAGCUAAUAGCUCUUAUUUUUCUUAAGUUUUUUAACUGCUUAGGUCUUUCUGGAUGUAAGGGUAAAAAAAAAAAUCCAUAUGACAGAAAACUUGUGUGUAUUUAAAGACCCAACUGCUCCCCUGGAGCUUGUACGUUCAAGAAUGAAUUAAUCUGUGUAAUAAACUGAUUACUACAGUCAUUACAUAUAACUUUGUGUGAAUAGGCUUUUAAUUUUCAGAGCAGUUUGUUACAGGCUUAAACUAACGGUGGAUUUCUCUAAAAAAAAACUUUUUGGGCUGAAGUCAUGAAGCAGUUUGGUUUGCAUCACACAAGGCACCUGAAGAGGCAAACAGGAGCUUGAGCACUUAGAUGAAAUCAGGAUGUGUAGUGUGCCAGGAACUUGACUGUUAAACCAAAUAAGCAGUUUACUAAAUGCGAAUCAGAGUGACAUUUUACAAAGCCUGAUGGUAUUACUCCCACUUGCAUGGGACCUAACACAAUGCAUAUGUACUGUAGGUAAGUGAAACCUUAUGUAACUAAAAAAAUGGAUGUAAAAGGGUAAAAAAAAGAAAAAACCUACCAAACACAUCAGCACAAACUUUCAUAAAAUGUAGCUUUUACAUAAUUACUUUGCACUAAACAUUUGCAAAUGUUCA
Molecule: messenger RNA, 1867 nt
Organism: Serinus canaria (Common canary)
Lineage: Eukaryota; Metazoa; Chordata; Aves; Passeriformes; Fringillidae
Gene: UBE2D2
Product: ubiquitin conjugating enzyme E2 D2
Exons: 7
Coding region: 139-582 (147 amino acids)
Biological process (GO): protein K48-linked ubiquitination; ubiquitin-dependent protein catabolic process
Cellular component (GO): nucleus
Molecular function (GO): ubiquitin conjugating enzyme activity
Source: RefSeq, a predicted model, not a curated record